Molecule: messenger RNA, 2531 nt
Organism: Synchiropus splendidus (mandarinfish)
Lineage: Eukaryota; Metazoa; Chordata; Actinopteri; Syngnathiformes; Callionymidae
Gene: timm44
Product: translocase of inner mitochondrial membrane 44 homolog (yeast)
Exons: 13
Coding region: 24-1397 (457 amino acids)
Biological process (GO): protein import into mitochondrial matrix
Cellular component (GO): mitochondrial inner membrane
Molecular function (GO): protein-folding chaperone binding
Source: RefSeq, a predicted model, not a curated record
AAGGUCAGAGCACUACAUUCAAGAUGGCGUCCCCCUUGUGUCGGUGUUACCAGCUCUGUUUGAGAAGAGGCUUGGUGUCAGUCCCUCACUCUUCCCUGCUUCUGCACAACAGACCAUGUGUGUACAGGAUACGAGGUCUUCCCACCAGCCCAUCACAGGUGCCUCAGUCUGCAGUGCUGCAGGUCAGGUACUUGUCAGGGGAGAGAGGUGGCGGAAGAAAAGGAUUUCUGGGUGAGUUUCUUGACAACCUGAAACAGGAGCUCAGCAAGAACAAGGAAAUGAAAGAGAACAUCAAGAAAUUUCGAGAAGAAGCCAAAAAGCUUGAGGAGUCUGACGCACUGAAGCAAGCCCGACGGAAAUAUAAAACUAUUGAAUCUGAAACAGUGAAGACGUCAGAAGUUCUAAAGAAGAAGUUGGGGAACCUCUCUGAGACAGUUAAGGAGGGACUAGAAGAGGUGGGUCGGACAGACAUUGGAAAGAAAAUCAAAGAGGGGAUGGAGGAGGCAGCCAAGACUUCAGCUGAGACUGUCUCAAAAAGCGGGGAAAUGCUCGGCAAGACUGGAGCGUUCAAAGCAAUAUCACAGGGUGUAGAGAGUGUCAAGAAGGAGAUUAGUGAUUUAGGCCACACUGGUCCAUAUCGUCCACCUGCACGGUUGAGGAAGAGGACAGAGUUCUCUUCAAAAGGAGCUGCGGAUGACAGCAAAGUCUUUGAAGCCAAUGAGGAAGCCAUGGGUGUGGUCCUCCACAAGGACUCCAAGUGGUACCAGCAGUGGAAGGAUUUCAAAGACAACAAUGCUGUGUUCAACCGGUUCUUUGAAAUGAAAAUGAAGUACGAUGAGAGCGACAAUGCCUUCAUACGAGCGUCCCGCGCGGUCACCGACAAAAUGACCGACCUCAUCGGUGGACUCUUCUCCAAGACUGAGAUGUCGGAGGUGUUGACUGAAAUCCUGAAAGUGGAUCCCUCCUUUGAUAAGGACGCUUUCCUCAAACAGUGUGAAAAUGACAUCAUCCCUAAUAUCUUGGAGGCCAUGAUAAGGGGGGAGCUGGAGGUGCUGAAAGACUGGUGCUAUGAAGCGACGUACAGUCAGCUCGCACACCCGAUCCAACAAGCCAAAGCCAUGGGCCUUCGGUUCCACUCCAAGAUCCUGCACAUCGACAGCAUUGAUUUGGCCAUGGGGAAGAUGAUGGACCAGGGGCCGGUGCUGAUCAUCACUUUUCAGGCUCAGUUAGUUUUGGUGGUCCGGAACUCUAAAGGAGAGGUUGUUGAAGGUGACCCGGAGAAGGUUCUCCGGAUGAUGUACGUGUGGGCCCUCUGUCGAGACCAGGAGGAGCUCAACCCCAAUGCUGCGUGGAGACUGCUGGACAUUUCUGCCUCAAGUACCGAGCAGAUUCUUUGAGACGCUGGGAGUGAUGUGAUGUGGGACAGACAAGUCCAUCUGCUGGAGGAAACAUGCGGGUGGAUGGGAAGACGACGACGAAGAAGAGGCAGGCGAGGAAUGGACGAAUGUGGACGUUUAAUUCAAAUGCCACCGCGCUUUGCCUCACACAAGAGGGCGCUAGACCUCCACUCCAUAUGGUGCUGGACAGCCAAGCGUUGCCACUGAGAGGAAAAUGAAAUGAAACGAUGUUGAAAUGGUGUCCGUAAUUUUUUAAAAAUGAGAUUCAUAAACAGCCUUGCAGCCAGACUGAGCUCCUCAGACAUGUGUUCAUCUCAGGUUUUGGUGCCACUAGAAAAUAACAAAAUUUUCUAGUAACUAAAUAACAAAAUGUCUAUCAGGAAACUUCCACAAAGACAGCAUUUUUUUUAAAUAAAAAUGAAUUACUAAUUAAAAUCCCAAGCCUUUUUUUAUCUGCAGUCAUCUCAAGAUCAGUCAUUGUAUUUCACAGGAAGCAGGAACGUGAGAUUCAAGCCACUGUACUGCUCAGAUGUUUUUGUGAAGGUCAGUGUUCCACUCGCGUGACUAAAACCGUAGCUUUCGAUCGAACGCUCUUCAAAGUGAGCUCUGUAAAAGUCUGAAAGUGACUUCUGCCGAGUUGCCCCUCUUAUUUAAUCUGGUUUGCCCGAAUACACACUCACAUUUGAUCCAGCGGUCUCCGAUGACACUUGACCUUCAGCGUGGUAAUCGCUGUGUGUAAUGUGCCGUGUCAUUGCUGAAGCCCCCUCCCUCUCUCUUACGCCUUGAUAUGUCAACCUCUGGAGGUUAUGACGGUUAAACACACAUCUUCGGCCGUUUCUCACUAAAACACUCUCGGCCUCGGAGCUUAAUGACCCCGAUAAUGUUUUCCACCAGCAGAUCGAUGGGAUUCACGGCUCGUGAGCCGAUACCAAACUUGUAGAGGUACUCCUGGCCUUGUGCAGACAAAUGUGUGGCUGUUUAACAUGAGUAACCUCUUGGUGUGUCCCUGAGUCGGGUGGUUGCCUCCCUGCUGCGAAGACGUCGCUCCUCUGUUGCUGAUGUUGCAGCUUCGGAUGAAAAACUAAUGGUGAAAACGAUUCAGGCCAAGGCUUGAUCCACAUUUGAAGGUUGAAA